GGUUGGCAUCGGGAAAUGGUGGUGUGGAAAGCAAGUAGCGUUGUUGUGGGCUUCUGAGGACCACAUGCUGUAGCAGACGACACUCAGGCUCGGCAGCAGACGACUCAAACAAGUUGGAGGGAAGAAUUAUUGGAGACUGGUUGGACGUUCGGAGAUCGGAGGCUUGAGAGCAAACAUAUCGAGGCAAAUUGAAUGAAGCUUGGCCGAGCUCGUCCAAUUAUGACCCGAGAUAAGUAGAUCUAUCUGAGGGAACUCAAAUAUUGUCCUGUUCAGCUGUAUCGCGACAUGCGGUGCUGCAGAGAUUGAAUGAAUACCAAACUAAAAGUUCUCAUAGCGGUUAUAGAGUUUGACCGGAGGUUUUGUUCACAGGAGGAGAGGAUGUUACGUCAAAAGUCUGAUUGUUUUGUUCGUGGUGUAGAUAUGGAUUGAAGCCAGGGGCUUUGGUAGCGAGGAACUAUCUGCGAGUGAGAGUCUACCUGAACCUGUACGAGAGGUUCCCGCCAUGUGUGUUUGUCGUCUGCUCAAGACUGAAAGAAGCGGCAGGCGAGAGGGUUGUACAAACAGAACGGAGGGAGAAUAGUUGGCUAUUCACUUGUCGCAUGGAAGUAUUACAUGUGUUGUAAAUCCUUUCUUGUCAUCAUUCACCGUUUUUUUGAGUAAUUUAUCGUAGAUAAACAACUUCAAGACACCAUAACGAGUUGUUCACAGUUAAAAUUCACGAAGGUAAAGAGAAGAGAUUGACUGGAACCCAGUUCUUAUAUUCACGCAGAACCGUCCGGGGAGGGUUUCAACAGUUUGACAACCCCAGACUUGGAAUCCAUUUCAUUUUUUGCAUUUCAAAAGUAAAAGUUGCUGCUUUGAACUUCAGUCUGUUACCACCGCUCGACAGAGAAAGACGUCACUUGAACCCUGCCUACAAAACCACCCGAGAGCAGCGUCAUUCUUCUUUCUGGGCAACAAACGCAGCUAAUUAAUUGAAAGGAAAAAAUAAAUUUCAAGUUGUGAGUAAAACUGUCUAUUUGAAGAUUAGGGCUGAUGAAGCAAUGAAGAACGUUCCGUAUCCGGCAUCUUCAAAGUUGACGGAACAUUAAAAGAAACCCAAGGAACCAUUCCAGUAAAGGCCUCGUCUACUAUAAGAGGGCGGAGAAAUCAAUCAAUUGGAAUCAUUCCUUCGAUGCCUUCCCGAUCCUACGCCGGGAGGAUGCCUGGUCAGUAUUCUCAUGUCCACAAUGGUCAACCGGUGACCAGAAACUAUCGACAGCUGCGGUUGUGUGAGGUUGCAAAUAUGGUGAUGAAAGCUGAGAUUAAGACCAUAGAGUUCUGGAGAGCCGUCAUCUCGGAGUGUUUAGGCUCCAUGUUCUAUGUUCUACUCGGGUGCAGCGCCACGUUGUUUUGUGAGAAUUUUAGAGACUAUAGAUACGAUAUAUUGCUGGUGUCGUUUUCAUUCGGAUUUACAAUGGCGACUCUUGUCCAGUGUUUUGGACAUAUAUCAGGUGCCCAUUUCAACCCAGUCGUCAGCCUUGCCAUGACGAUCACGUGCAAAGUGACACCCCUAAGGGGAAUAUUGUACUGUAUUGCCCAGUGUGGGGGCGGAAUAGCAGGGGCGGCAGUGUUAUAUGGAAUAACGCCGAGCAAGUGUCACAAGCAGCUGGGGGUCACCGUGCUGGACUCCCAGGUGUCCAUGUGGCAAGGGUUGGGGAUCGAGACGUUGCUUACCUUCAUCAUGGUGUUCGCGGUGUUCGCCACCAUCGACCCCAACAGGAAGGAGCUGGGUAGCAAGGCGCUCGCCAUCGGAGUAGCUGUAGCUCUGUGCCACCUGGCAGGGUAUCGCUUCACCACCAGCUCCAUGAACCCGGCGCGGUCUCUGGGCCCCGCCUUUGUCAUGAAUAGAUGGAGGAACCAUUGGAUUUACUGGGUUGGACCAAUGGUGGGCGGUUUAAUGUCUGGCUUGUUAUACGAGUAUAUAUUCGACCCUAGUAGGAGUCGCAGAAAACCACGCAGUGUUGAGGAGUCACCAUCGUAUCCGGAUGUGGAUGAGGAUGAAGUCAGUACCCUGCCAACAACAACGUCAUCGCCAAAUCACGCCCCUCAUACAUACGGGAAUCACGUGGCUCGUAGCUAUGACAGCAACCUCGGAAGCUCAUACGGCAAUCACGUGAGUGGAGGCCAUGGUAAUCACGUGAGUGGUGGCUAUGGCAACCAUUACAACAGUAAUCACGAACACGAGGCUGGUACAAACUAUGGCGGUCCAGUAGGGGGGCGCAGAGGCUAUAAGAACUAUAUGCCCGUGGACAACACCACGGCAGGGACGGAAAACCAAGCCUAUGCUUUUGAUACCCAUCCUCGGCGGAUACCACCCCCACCCCCAGCACGAAGCGCACACAUGGCGGAACCAGUGAACGAGGAAAUACUCCUUGAUGACGUCAGGGUGGAUCCCUACCCCGCCAGACAGGCUUGAGGGGUUCUAGGGUGGUCGAUGCAUACCGGCUAGACAGGCCCCAGGGAUUCAGGGUUGAUACCUACUCGGAAAGACUUGAUGGGUGGAAUGCUACCAGUUCUGAAGGGGUAGGGUGGAUCCCUGCCUGACACGAUUGAGGGGAGAGAAGAUUCCUGCCUUAACGGGAAUUGUUUAGGGGUCUGUAUGAAUGCCUGUCUGCUAAGCAAGACAUGACUGCGUAGAUCAGGGUGGAUUUAUUAUAACUUCCACGCGGUCAGUGAAAUUGCUGCUUUUUUAAAGAUUCAAGUACAUAAAAAACACAUUCGGAACAUACAUGUGUCAUAACUGAAUGUGCAACACCAUGAAGUGUGGAACGGGGCCGCCAUGUUGUAUUCCAACGCUGAUGUAGAUCGAAGACAGCAGCAUGAACAUGGACUCCUUCAGCCCCUAUACUAGAACAUUAAGAUUUAACCAAAGCGUGUACAUACAAACUGUAUUAACAGUGUCACUUUGUCUCGCAACGUCGCGGGUUGUUUUGUGCAGAAAAUGACCGCGUCGUCCUGGUGAUCAAGUUAGACAAACACUAAAUUAAAAAAAAUCACAUUUGCAGUAUACCUGUUAAUUGUGGAACAUGUUUCCCUGGAACUAUGACUUUUUGCCACUGUUUUGUAGUGUAGAGCGUCACAGUACAUGUUUUGUCCACACCCGAGACCUGGUUGGAAGAGCCCUAUCUAUCUCAGACCGAUGUGUUCGUCACAAGGAUAUGUAUAACUGACACGAAAUGAUUCUUGGAUGCUGGUUCAUCACGGUAAAGCCCUCCUAUGCAGUUGCCGGUCAACAGACGGGGUCAAUACUCCUUGUUGUUAUACCCUAGGCCUUCUCAGAUACUGGUCGUCAAUUAUAGUUGAUAUGGAACAACCUCUUGAAUGCUUUUCAUGUGUGCGAACCCCUAUCAUUUAUCGCGACGAACCAACGCAGAACAACUGGUCUAUUUCAGCAAUGUGUGAUGUUAAGCUGUUUUCAUUUAUUUAUACCGAAUACAAAACAUUGGACUAGUUAAUUAUUUCGUUUACUGAAUAUAAUCCAUUCAAGCCAUGGGAUCUGUGGUCGGAAUGAAAAUAAUGAAACGUAUGAAAUUAAAGAUCUGAAGUGUUUUGGAGUGACCAUCCUCAAUUACCCGUGGUGUGUUUUCUCAGUCCUACAAACAAUAAUAUAUGUGAUAUGCUGCAUACUCGAGGGUGUGGAAAGACAAGUUAAAGGAUUACUUAUAUUAAAUAUGUACGUACUACAAAUGUACAAUUUGUAAAGUAAGAUUCCAAUAAAAUACCAUUCUUAUUAAUUCGGUACUUUGCUAUGGCAGGCUAUGCGCAGCGACAUUAAUAUAUCACGACAAACUCUUAAUGUAUCAUACUUCAAUUUUUUUUAGAGCGCCAGACUCUUUCAUAGAACUAGUUAUUCUGUCGUGCCAUGGCAGAUUAAAUAUAGUUAAAUGAAAGAAUCGUGUGUUGUUUAAAUUAUUUUGGGUAAUAUAUAAGGUUACAUUGACGCUGUGUAACCACUGGUUCGACACGGUACCCAGUGUAGUAGCUCAUGUGAUAAACAUAAGGUAGUGGUGGGUGGUGUUUGUUCCCCGGGGGGUGGGGAAAUGUUACGAAGCACAAGUGACAGCCUGAAAACUGAAGCGCUCAUAAAAUGUGAGCAU
Haliotis rufescens (red abalone) is the source of this 4139-nucleotide messenger RNA. RefSeq names its product aquaporin AQPAe.a-like. The coding region runs from base 1175 to 2458 and encodes 427 amino acids. The transcript is spliced from 6 exons. NCBI's taxonomy places the organism in Eukaryota, Metazoa, Mollusca, Gastropoda, Lepetellida, Haliotidae. Gene Ontology annotation, molecular function: water channel activity. Gene Ontology annotation, cellular component: plasma membrane. The record is from RefSeq and is a predicted model, not a curated record. Gene Ontology annotation, biological process: transmembrane transport.